AUGUCCACUGCCAGUAUCAAGGAUCAUGCGGAUACCUUGCUGAAUCUGGUGGAUCUGGAGCGGAAGGAGCAGAGGGCUGCGAGGGCCCCCAAGAUAAUCUGGGUUUGUCACAGCCUGGGAGGCCUGGUCGUUAAACAAGCACUGCUUAAUGCUCACGAAAAUCGGAAGUACACUCAUAUUCGCACCGACACCUGUGGCAUUGUCUUCUUUGGCACCCCCCAUCGAGGCGCCAAGGGCGUUGAGCUGGGAAGAAUCGCUGCUAACGUUGCGAAAUUCGUCUCCAAAGGCCACGCCAAGAAUGACUUGCUCAAGUGCCUAGAGGAGAAUUCUCUCUUUACUAGGGACAUGUCUCGCCAUUUCAAGCAACAACUUGAAGACUAUCAGAUCGUUAGCUUUGUUGAGGGCAAAGAAGUGUUUCUAGGGGGCAGUGGGCCGGCGUCAGUGAGCCAUCUUGUUGUGGAUGAAGAGUCCGCCAUUCUUGGCCUACCGGGACAACGCGAAACAACUCUGAAGCUAGACGCGGACCAUUCGCAGAUGUGCAAAGUUAGCGGUCGAGGAGCGAUGUACAGGCUGAUUUCAGGGAACAUCAGAGAUAUUGCAGACCAGGUCCUGGAAGCUGAGCGAGGAUUUGUCCCACAACCACCUAACUCACCAAAGCCUGGCCCUCCGCUCCCACCUCGAAUGCAUUUUAAUAGUAGUACGCCAUACGCAGGCCCCCCUCGAACCCCAAACCCAAAUGAGGCCCAAGUUAUCGGGACCAUUUACCAACCGGCCGAUAGAGAUCCACGGUCGAUUCAAGUAGCGAAGUAUAUGAAUGAGUGGAAAUGGGACGACGCUAGACGUAUGCAGUAUUCAAUCUUUCAAGAGCACCUCCGAACUCUAGGACAGGAUCACCACAGCACUUUGCUAGCGGGCUAUUAUCUGGCGAGUAUCGAGCUCGAGGCCGGGUGCCUUGCCAAAGGAAAGGAAUGGGCAGAUUGGGUGUGCAACAAUUCUCAGCGGGUGCUCGGCAGGCGACACGAACUUGCAAUGAAGUCGGAGAGCAUAGCGGGCGAAUUCUUGUUCCGCCUGGGUAAGGCUCAAGAAGGCGAGUCCAUCUGUUCUAACGUGCUGGCGCGGCAACAAAUGCAGAUUGGCGACGACCAUCUGGAUACUAUUGAGACUCGGCGGCGCGUCGCAUUGGCUUACGCAUACCUCGGUCAGCGCACAGAAGCAAUUCAGGCGAUAACCAAGUACAGCGAGAGCGUCAAACGUCUUCUUGGGGCGAAUCACAUCUUAUACUUCGCAAGUGUGCUGGACACAGCAGAACAAGCUUUCUACCAGCGCAUGGCUAACACUGAGGACCACUUUCUCCGACGGUACACCGGCUCCGACCCACAAGGAGAAGCGAUCGAAGCCAUUGUACGGGAAUUGAGCAGCCGGCUUGGUCGGCAUCACCCCCUUACUAUUCGCGGCCUGUGGAUCAGCGGAGCGAUGCAGGCGCUUGACGCAAAUGGCAGCUCCACCUCGUCGGAGACGCUUCGGCGCGCCCUCGCCACCGCAGAAGAGUAUCUCGGCCCUGAGCACUCUGAGACAAUGAACAUUGUCGGCGCUAUGGGCAUAAUGUUCGCCAUGCGCGGAUCGAGUAACAGCUACGGAUACAACCCGUAUUUACCGGACUAUGGCGCCAACCUCACAGCAGCCUCGCCAUGGCUACAACGAUAUCUAAGCUGGGCCGAGAGAAAUCAUGGUCUCGGAUCUCCUGACGUGCAAACGGUGUUGAGCCUCCUCGCGAAAAUGCACUACUCACAGCAGCAAUAUCAACAAGCGGAACCUUAUUUUGAACGACUAUUUGCAUCGUAUCGCGCUGCUGAGAUGCCUGUGCCUGAGGAAAUGCAGACUAUCUACCAAAUCUGCCGUAUGAACAACCCAAGACUCCUGUUGCAGGGGAUCGGUGGCGGUAGUGGUGCGGGAACGGACUUUGCGAAGAUUUUGUCCUCUUUUCGACGGUUGUAG
Molecule: messenger RNA, 1995 nt
Organism: Aspergillus nidulans FGSC A4
Lineage: Eukaryota; Fungi; Ascomycota; Eurotiomycetes; Eurotiales; Aspergillaceae
Product: LipA and NB-ARC domain protein
Exons: 4
Coding region: 1-1995 (664 amino acids)
Source: RefSeq, a predicted model, not a curated record